GUUGGUAUGAGACAAGCUCAUGCCUUUGGAAGCUAUGUCAGGCACUGUUACGCUGACUUUGUUGGAAACACUUACAGUAGUGAUCAGGUAUUGAUACGAAGCACGAGCAGAGAGAGAACACUAAUGACCGCUCAGUGUGUAGCUGCAGGCUUGUUUCCUGUGAUUCCUAAUGGGAAUGAGGACGCGUCUUUUCCACCUUGGUCUCUCGGAACAUGGCAACCCAUUCCUGUGCUGACAACACCCUAUGGAACGGACAAAUUGAUGCACCCAGACCAUGCCUGCCCAUAUGUGCAGGCCUUAAAGGAUGGAAACCUGGCCACCAUUGCAAUGAAAAAAAAUCUAAUAAAUAACAAGGCUUUGAUGUUCAAACUUAGUCAGCACACGGGAAUGGUGAUCAAUACUACCUCUCUACAUGGUCUGGCUGACACAGUCUACUGCCAGCUACUUCACAAUAUGACCCAGCCACAGUGGUUGACCAAGGCCGUGGAGGAACAGCUUGUGAAGUAUUACCUGAAUGUGCCAAACACUGCCCCGGAGGUGGCCAAGUAUCUAACAGGAAAUCUCCUGCGAGCUAUCACUGACAACAUGAUGGCCAGAGCGGACGACGAAGGAGAGAAGCUCAAACUGUACCUGUACUCAGGGCAUGAUACCAAUGUUGGUUCCUUGAUGUCCUUACUGGGUUUUGGCAAUGGCAUCCAUGUUCCAUUUCUCGGGGCUCUCAUCUUUGAGCUGCACAAGAUUGAAGGAGAGCACUUUGUACGACUUCUGUAUAAAAAUGAUUCUUCAUUGCCACCUUUUGUGAUGAAAUCAGAACGUUGCUAUAGGGAAUUUUGCCCUUUACACUCCUUUGUGAAAGCUUAUAAAGACUAUGUGAUGACAGAAGAGGAGUGGGGCACCCUGUGCAGUGAGACAAAGUCUCCCGGUGGCUUUGUUAUUGAUGACCGUGCGAUACCCAUAAUGGUGGCUGUUCUGGUAGCUCUCUUGGGUCUCUUAGUCUUCCUAGCUUUCAAAGCUCUUCAGUACAGGCAGCAGAUCCGACUGGGGCCGGGGAGUGAACAGUAUGCCUUGCUCAACGAGGGAACGGAUGGGACCAGCGAUAGCGAAACGGAGAUUUACAUGAUGGAGGAGACUCCAGAACAGAGUUCCAGUCACAGAAUUGCCAACGGUACGUUUGAUGCGGAUGAUGAAGAGGAGGAGUAUGAUGAUGUCGAUAAGUCGAGGAAAGUUCGAGGUCUGCGUGAUCAUGGUAACGAUGAGAUGGAGGAUGAGUUUUAGUACGUUGUGAUUCUAAAAUAUCUUUUAUUUGAUUUUGUUGUGAUUUUUGGCAGCUGUGACUGUGUAUUCAAAACACCCUCUUUUGUGAUACUGCAGGAGUACACUUUGAAAAUUUGUCAUUGAAUUCUUGGAAAAUGAGACAAUUGUGUAUGUGUGCUGUUAAUGAAAGAAAUAAGGUGAUGAGAAGUAUUCAUGAUGCACAGUUAUGACAUUUUUACUGCUGUUUAUUUAAGCUAUGACCUUUAAAUAGAUGUACUAUGUACAUUUAGAUUCAAAAGAGGCCAUACGUUUUACUUGUUCCCCAAAAUACUGUGUUUUGAUCUGAACAUUCCAUGAACCAGUUGUUUCUUUUAAUUUUUGUUUGUUCUAGUUCCUGUUCCUGCUUAUCACCUUGCAAUAAUCAUUCAUUUUAAUGUAUCUAAGGUUCUUUUUCCUUUUUUAAAAAUUGUCUUCCAAACAGCCAUCUUCAAUUUCUGCUGUUAUUGCUGCUUACUCUUUUAAAGUAGUUCUUUUUUAUGCACUGAUUCAUGGAAUUAAAAUGUGAGUGAAAAUGUUUUCUGAGGAUAAUGAAACGUGACAUUGAUAUAACCUUUGUCAUUACUACUUCAUUCCUUUUUUUGAGAUUUGAUAGUUGUUAAAUGAAAAACUCUCUUUGCCUCCCUCAGUGCAUUAUUUCUUAUGCACUAGCAUUUUCAUACUGUUCUGUGUUGUGAAGAAUAGAUCGAAAUCUUUGGUAUACAAUUAUCAAUAUAUUCAACUGCACCUUUUUAUUUAUAUUGCUCUUUAUGAUGAUGUUUGCAGUUUUUAGUUUCUGUGAAUUGUUUAUAUGUCACCAGAGUGAGCAAUGCUGGUCAUGCUCUUGUUUAGUGACAUAAUUGUGAUGUUUGGUUCCUUAUUAUACCAAAGUUAUAUGUAUUUUCUAAAGUGAUAAUUACUUUGAUGCUAAUCUAUGUCCUACUAAAGGCAAGAUAGUCUAGUUUGGAGACAGAGCAUUUGAUCCCUCUGGGCUGGGAUACAAUAUGUAGCAAUUCAACAUAAUGAGUCGCUUGUUGCACUCAGGUGUUCCGAGAUAUCGUACAAAACUUCAAUUUUUUAAAAACUGUUUUUUUGACACCUCAACUGUAAGUGACCAUAACUUUGAAACCAAAGCAGCUAGACUGAUACUGUCUUCAUACACUUGAACGUCUUGAACAGAUCUUUACUUUUACAUAUUUAUAGUAUUGUAUUGUCAAAAUACGACUUGCAACUAAUUUUAUCAUGUUGUGACACAAAUAUUAAAAAAAUUCUGACUAGACUCAGUUUCAAACCUUGGCCUUCUACAUGCUUUUCAGGAUUGUGAUAACAGCAAAUGACAUUUCUCUGUUAUCUUCUGAGGGUGAUCAUAAAAGUUAUGCAGGGCCCAGGGCUUUGAUUGAUAAGCAGAUUGAAAAGAUGGCGCUCAUCUUGACAUGAGGAUGUAAUGGAGCUGUGUCUGGCUAUCUCUUGGUUCUUUGAGCCAUCAACUUCAGACCUUUUUUUUUCCUUUUUGAGUUUUUUUCUAUUAUAGUCCUUUUGGUGGGGGGCGCGGGGGCUUGAGGAAAUGGGAUUGAAAUGUGUUUAAAUAUUUUGUUGAACAGAUAAGGAGUAGGCUUUUUAAAAGUUUAAACAAAAUCUCAUUUUAUUUAUUUAUUUACUCUCAUGCUUUGAUCUGCUGAUAGAUUGUUUGAUCAUUUUUGUCUUUUUCAUCACAUUUCGUCUAGGUCGUUAUUGCCUGCAACACCGGUGCUCUCAUGUUAGCAGUGAGAAGAAGAGCAGUAAGAGCAAAGUUACACAAUCAAAGAUCUUUAACUUUAAGCAUUCAGCUUACUCUCGUUUUUUUAAAAUUUAUUUUGUUUGUUAUAAUAAUAAAGAAGGCAAAAUAUGUUCAUGUUUAUAUGCUAGUCAUCAUAGCAUUUAUUUAAUUUUUGCAAUCUGUUUGUGUCAAUAUUUUCUCUUUGUAAUGAUGGAAAGAUGAAUACUUGUGUGGAGAGUCUUUUUCUUUUUCCCCUGAUGGCUUAGAACUUUUAGUCCAGAACAUCUUGCACUUUGUUUGUAAUUAUGUGUUCCAGUUGAAUUUUUAACAUUUGUGAGGGAGUUUUACUUCUAAAGUCUGUUUUGUAUCCCAGUUGAUUCUUUAGAAUUCGUCCAUACAUACUUAGGAAAGCAGUUAAUCUAAAGGUCAGCAAAAUAUUACUUUUCAGUUUCUUAAGUUAAACUUUAUCCUUCUUUGCAGAAUGUUUGACCCCUGGUGAUUAACUUAUCAGAACCAUCUUUUUCAGUGGGUCGUGCUUAAGGUUGGACUGAAUAAGAGAAAAAUGUGUUUGCAAUCGGUUUACUUUUUAAAUGUACAAAGGUUCGUCAAUGAUGCCAAACUUUUUGAAUUCAUUGUAUUUAUCUUUUUUUUUGUUUAAGAUUGGUCAAAAUGUAUUCAUGGCCCUCAUGUUUACUACUAGUCAUGGCUAGUCAACUAUAGGUUCACACAGUGUCUUUAUUUUAUUCAUUUGAAGGCCGUUUUUCCCCUCCAUCAGAUAAUGUAUCUUUCCUUUCUUGGAGCUGUAAGUGCCAUUUUCAUUAUUUAUACUGAACAGAGUUUCUUUAAAUUUGGGUAGUGGUUAAUUGCAAUUUUGCCAGCCUGCUUUUCAAUAUUUUUUUUCAACUGUCGAGAUUUCUUAAUGUUUGCAAUGUGCACAUAGGAUGGGAUUUAAAAAAUAUUCUUCUCUGGUUUUGAAGAAAACUAAAUAAAUGCCUGACUCCAACAUAACCUUCCCUAAGGCCGUUGUUAUCUAUGCUGUACUUUGGAGUUGGUUUAUGUGCAUAUAAUUUAUAAGUGAUGUUCCCACCUUUCUUUGGAACUCUUUUACACUUACAUUUCUACAUCAAUUUCUUGAUACUUCAGAAUAUAUGAAAUUUAUGAGUCUGUGGUCCACUGCUGUUAAGAAGUUUUAGAUUUUGAAUCUUUUUGGUCAGAAAGCCAUGACUGAUAAUUUUGUCAUGGGUUUCGCAUGAGGAUAUGGAGUAUCUGUAAGUGGCUAAUCAUAUGUAUUGAAUAACAUCUAAGAGAGCAGAAAACAUUACUUCUGCUGGCUGUGUGUCACUUUCAUCGUCACUUUGACUCCUUUUAGUGCUGUCUGAGUUUUUGACCUGGAAUUUGGUGAUUUACAAAAAGGUUGUCAAGGUUUGUUGUCUUGACAGAUAUUUAUCAAGCACUUGAAUUUUUUUUCUUCUUUGGAUAUUUUGCCAUUUAUUUCAAUUUCCAUUUUUUUCACCCCAUAAGAGUAUUAAGAGUGAGAUAUAUCAAAAGAGGACAAUGUUAAUGUUGUUCCAUAUUCAUUAUGAUGUAAAUAUUUGUUGAUCUCAUGCUUUAUUUAAUAAUAUAAAUCAAACAAGUUUAGCAGAGCCAUUCUUAUACCGUAAUUUUGGUUUUGACGGCCUCUCUCAUUACGUUCUUAUUUGUUGCUGUAGCUGGUUACUGUACUGGUGUGAAUUAUAUUUUCUUUCUUUUUGAAAAGAAAAACAAUAUGUUGCAGCUUUCUGUAAUGUAAUUUUCAUUGUUGAUGCUCUGUUCCUUGAACAAAGGGCAAGUCUGUUUCAGUCUUUUUGAAACUCAUCUUCGAUACUCCUAAUCUGAAAUAUUUUAUUGUUUUCUUGUGACUUCCAUUUCUGUUAAGUUUCUCAUAUCAGUCUUUUGUAUAUAUGAAUAUACAUGCUCUUCAGCCUUCAGCAUUGUUACUGUUAUAAUGAAAGUUUAUGCUUUAACUUUUUUUCAAGAUGUAACUUUCUAUUCCAAUCUGUAUCUCUUCUCUAGUGCCUCAUUUUUGCCAACAUUGAUAAUUUGCUCAACAUUUGUGCUGUCCAAAUAAAGUAUCGGUGUGGUUCGUUUUGAAGGUGAUAUGUUAUAGUUGCAACAGCAGCUGCAGCAGUAAUAGUUGUUGUUGGAGUACAUGUCUUAAUUUGGGUUUUGUGAAGAAGGAGACUGUAAAGCUUCAUCGUGAUAACUGUAGUUAAAUAGUAUAAUGGAACGUUG
Messenger RNA from Aplysia californica (California sea hare), 5317 nucleotides. RefSeq names its product prostatic acid phosphatase. Gene Ontology annotation, molecular function: phosphatase activity. NCBI's taxonomy places the organism in Eukaryota, Metazoa, Mollusca, Gastropoda, Aplysiida, Aplysiidae. Gene Ontology annotation, biological process: dephosphorylation. The record is from RefSeq and is a predicted model, not a curated record.